GUCAAACGUAUUGCUCUGACUUUAAUUCUUCUUCUUAUUCUUUUUAACGUCUGCAUUCUCUAUAUUUUUCCAACAGAACCCACCAAAACGAUUCUGAAAGUCCAUGAAGUGAAAAAUUGCAUUGAAAUAGCAGCAAAUAAAGGAUGUCGCCCCAACCAGCUCCUUAUGUACCCAAAAAUGUCCUCAUAACGGGUGCAGCAGGCUUCAUUCCCUCGCAUGUAACCAACAGGUUGACCAAGCUUUAUCCUGACUACAGGAUUGUUGCUCUUGACAAGCUCGAUUAUUGUUCGAGUCUGAAAAAUUUGGAGCCUAGUUACUCAUCUCCAAAUUUUAAAUUUGUCAAAGCUGAUAUUACAAGUGCUGAUCUUAUCAAUCAUCUUUUGGUUGAAGAGAAGAUUGACACAAUUAUGCAUUUUGCAGCACAGACUCAUGUGGAUAAUUCAUUUGGAAAUUCAUUCGAGUUCACAAUCAAUAAUAUUUAUGGUACCCAUGUGCUUCUUGAAGCUUGUAAGUUGACUAAAUCCAUCAAGAGAUUCAUUCAUGUUAGUACAGAUGAAGUUUAUGGUGAGACCGAUUUGGAGACCGACAUUGGCAAUCCUGAAGCUUCUCAACUCCUUCCUACUAAUCCAUAUUCCGCAACUAAAGCUGGAGCGGAAAUGCUUGUCAUGGCUUACCAUAGGUCUUAUGGCCUACCGACAAUCACAACCCGAGGGAAUAACGUUUAUGGCCCGAACCAGUUCCCUGAGAAGUUGAUUCCAAAGUUCAUAAUUCUUGCCAUGAAGGGCGAGCGUUUGCCAAUUCAUGGGGAUGGAUCGAACGUUAGGAGUUAUUUGUACUCUGAUGAUGUUGCUGAGGCAUUUGAUGUGAUACUUCACAAAGGGGUGAUUGGCCAUGUGUAUAACAUUGGCACUAAAAAGGAGAGAAGAGUUUUGGAUGUGGCCGAGGACAUAUGCAAAUUAUUCGGCUUGAACACUCAAGAAGUUAUCGAGCUUGUGCAGGACAGACCCUUUAAUGACCAAAGGUAUUUCUUGGAUGAUCAAAAGCUUAAGAAGUUAGGGUGGCAAGAAAGGACCCCUUGGGAGGAAGGACUAAAAAAGACCCUCGAUUGGUACACCAAAAAUCCUGAUUGGUGGGGCGAUAUAACCGGAGCCCUUCACCCACAUCCGAGAAUUUCAAAUAUUAUGCCUUCACAUGAUGAAGGGUGUUUGUUGCAGCUUAUAAAAGGAAGCAAGAAAGGCAGUGGCUCGGACUUGAAAUUCUUGAUUUAUGGAAGAACUGGUUGGAUCGGAGGGUUGUUAGGAAAGAUGUGUGAAGAGCGUGGAAUAGCAUACGAGUAUGGGUUAGGGCGACUGCAGGAUAGGAAUUCGCUAAUGCAUGACAUGGUAAGGGUAAAACCGACCCAUGUUUUCAAUGCAGCUGGUGUUACUGGGAGGCCUAAUGUGGAUUGGUGUGAAUCACAUAAAGUAGAGACGAUUAGAACUAAUGUUGCAGGUACACUAACUUUGGCUGAUAUCUGUAAAGAAGCGGAUAUCUUGGUGAUGAAUUUCGCGACCGGUUGCAUAUUUGAGUAUGAUGAGGGGCACCCACUAGGCUCAGGCAUCGGAUUCAAGGAGGAAGAGAAACCAAAUUUUACAGGAUCCUUCUAUUCCAAGACCAAAGCCAUGGUUGAGGAGCUUCUAAAAGAAUAUGAUAAUGUUUGUACCCUCAGAGUAAGAAUGCCAAUAUCAUCGGAUCUCAGCAACCCAAGAAACUUCAUCACGAAGAUCACGCGUUAUGAUAAAGUGGUAAACAUACCAAAUAGCAUGACAGUGCUAGACGAGUUGCUACCAAUAUCUAUUGAGAUGGCAAAGAGAAACUGCAGAGGGAUAUGGAACUUCACCAAUCCGGGAGUUGUGAGCCACAAUGAGAUUCUAGAGAUGUACAGAGACUAUAUUGACCCCAAAUUCAAGUGGCAGAAUUUUGAUCUUCAAGAACAAGCCAAAGUGAUCAUUGCACCAAGAAGUAACAAUGAGCUUGACACAACAAAGCUGAAGAAGGAAUUCCCAGAAUUGUUAUCUAUCAAAGAGUCUAUCAUCAAGUAUGUCUUCGGACCUAACAAAAAAACAUAAACCUUUAAAAUUGUAUUUUCCAGAUAGUGAAGGUGCCAAACAGACCCCAUCAUUGAUUUGAGAUCUUGAUAAGAUGAAUACCCAGUCUAUUCAAUGCUAAGCAUAAUGAGUAUAAGGACCUAUAGUCUUUCCAAAUUCCUUAUCUUUCUCAUUCACUCUAUUCUUUUAGGAAUGGAUUUGAGCGUAAAUGGCUUUUUCUAAUCACAAGUCUUGUGAUAUAUAUGGAAUUAGGAUAUCUUUUUUAAUUGAUUCUUUUAUCACAUUGUGAUAUUUUACAUCCAUGAAUGGCCCCAUUAGAGAACAAUUGACUAUUGACAAAAUUAUCAACGACUGACAUUCCUUAUUUCUAUUUAACAACGUUUUUCUCAUGUUCAUCAAUCUUUUUGUCUUAGUUACUUGAGGUUGUAUUUUUAGAUACAUAAUGUGAUUCAGGUACUUCUUAUUUUCCUUUUGUUGGUCGUCAGUUAUCA
Lycium ferocissimum is the source of this 2578-nucleotide messenger RNA. Its product is annotated as trifunctional UDP-glucose 4,6-dehydratase/UDP-4-keto-6-deoxy-D-glucose 3,5-epimerase/UDP-4-keto-L-rhamnose-reductase RHM1-like. NCBI's taxonomy places the organism in Eukaryota, Viridiplantae, Streptophyta, Magnoliopsida, Solanales, Solanaceae. Gene Ontology annotation, molecular function: dTDP-glucose 4,6-dehydratase activity. The record is from RefSeq and is a predicted model, not a curated record. The transcript has 3 exons. Gene Ontology annotation, biological process: nucleotide-sugar metabolic process. Bases 144 to 2108 code for a protein of 654 amino acids.